This is a messenger RNA of Aedes aegypti (yellow fever mosquito), 2192 nucleotides long. RefSeq names its product gustatory receptor for sugar taste 64f (gene Gr4). Gene Ontology annotation, biological process: detection of chemical stimulus involved in sensory perception of taste; sensory perception of sweet taste. Gene Ontology annotation, cellular component: membrane. The coding region runs from base 624 to 2000 and encodes 458 amino acids. The record is from RefSeq and is a predicted model, not a curated record. The transcript has 4 exons. Gene Ontology annotation, molecular function: sweet taste receptor activity. NCBI's taxonomy places the organism in Eukaryota, Metazoa, Arthropoda, Insecta, Diptera, Culicidae.
UGAUUUCACUUUCAAACUAUUCACUGUUUCCAUUAGAGUCUGGGUCUCGCUGCUUUUUAAAUAUCCUUUUAAUAAAUAAUUGCACUCACAUUCGUUAACUGAAAUCAAUUUAUUCUUAUUUCAAAAGCUGUUCCAACAUGGCCCUUCCACGCGUAUUGACAUGGUUUCCAUAGAAAUUCCCAAAAACACACACAUCAAACCCAAAUCUAGACCCACUUGACGAUUCGCUAUUAAUCCGACUGAAACCAUGUAGUGGGCUGCAACAAAGUGGUAAGCCAACCCACCGAUGGAGUCUUUUAUCAGGAAAUCAACAGUUGAUUCAUAUCUACCUUUCCGCAGUCGUCUCCUCUUUAUUAUAUUCCGCCAACACGAAACGGCCACGGAGUUCUGGUUUUACUCGGUAAUUAUUACUGCACGGUAUGCCAAAUGGUUGGCUGCUGCAUUAAACACCUUUCGUGUUAAGAGUCAGGUUGUUUUUCCAUACAGACUUCCUAGCUAUUUAAUACAGCUGUUUGUUUUCCCAUGCUUCUCUCCGGGACUGCACCAACAAUGAACUGCAUAUACUGUAGGAUUACUCCCUUUAGUUUUAUCCUGUGGGUUAACCGAUUGUGAGGAUCAAAAGGAUGAUGCGGGUUAGCCAAUUGUCGACCAUGGCGAGAAAAUUGCUUCCCCAGGUGUUGGAACCCCGACAAACAGGAAAGAUAGUGAGGUUUAACGGCGAGUUGGUCCCCGUCCAAAGUAAGAGUCGAGCUUUUCUGAAGCACUUCAAGUAUCCCAAACGUGCAACCAGGGAAAACUGGAUCCAUGACGGAUCGUUUCACGAUGCAGUUUCUGGACUGCUGAUUACGGCCCAACUGUUCUCAAUAAUGCCAGUUUGUGGAAUUGGACAGAAGGAUACUACUAAGCUUCAUUUCUCUUGGAAAAGUAAGCGCAUCUUCUACUCAUACGCGGCAUGUAUGGGAACUGCUUUCCUGGCGGUGACUAGUACGAUUCGAUUCGUGGAUAGAAAUUUCAACUUUUCUAGGCUGACGGGAGUCUUUUUCUAUUUCUACAACCUCUACGGAAUGUACUGUUUCGUGAGAGUUGCACAGAAAUGGCCGGUUCUGAUGCAGAAGUGGUUUAAUGUUGAACAACUGCUGCCGCAGAGUUCCAACAUUAUAGAACGUGGAAAGCUUGCCAAUAAGAUCAAGCUGAUAUCGAUUCUUGUGAUCACGCUCUCCCUGAUGGAACAUAUGCUGUCGAUUGUGGCAGCCGUUUACUAUACCCCGAAUUGCCCAAACAUCAAGGAUCCGGUCAAAAUGUUCUUCAAGUCCAACUUUUUGUUCGUAUUCUACUACUUUGAGUAUUCGGAGAUUCGAGGAUUCGUGGUCAAAUUUAUCAACGUGAUCAGCACCUUUGUUUGGAGUUACAUAGAUUUGUUCGUCAUUAUCGUAAGCAUUGGACUAUCUCACACGUUCCGCAGGAUCAACAACCAUCUGAUGAAUCAUAAACGAGAGAAAAUGACCGAACAGUUUUGGGGUGAGCAACGUCAAAACUAUCGAAAUAUUUGUGACCUUGUUCGGUUCGUUGACGACGCUAUUUCGAUCAUUACCAUGCUAUCGAUUUCAAGCAACCUGUUCUUCAUCUGCGCCUCAAUUCUUAACAGUUUGAACACCCACCCAGCCUUGGUCCAUACAGUGUACUUCUGGUUCGGGCUGGCCUUCCUGAUUGGACGAACUUUGGCCGUGUCCAUGUGCACCGCAGCAGUCAACGAUGAAUCGCAGCGUCCGUUUGAAGUUCUUCGGGCUAUUCCCCGUGACGGAUGGUGCGUGGAAGCGAAACGCUUUGCCGAAGAGGUCAUCAACGAUACGGUGGCCCUCACCGGGAUGAAGUUCUUCAACAUGACGCGCAAACUGGUGCUCAAAGUCACGGGUUCGAUCAUCACCUACGAACUGGUGCUGAUCCAGUUUCACCAGGACGAGACGGCCGAUUACGAUCUGUGCACGUUUAGGCGUACGUAGGUGAAGCGGAUUAAUGGGAGAUGAAUAAAUAUGUUGCAUUCAGCAUUAAAAUAAUAUUAAUUUAGAAUAGGUUUUCAAUCGAAUGAAUUUGUUUUUAUGUUCAGCACAUCGUACACACUUGGAUAAUUCUAAUUUCUGUAACCUUUAUAAUUCUACUGAGGCUCCAAAUACACUAAAACUUCAAUUAACGAA